GCGAUUCCGGCAUAGGACUUCCAUCUCUUCAUGAAAGAACAGGUCCAACUGAUGCCCCCCAUGAAGAUGAGGAUGGCUCUUCAUGAAUGAAAGAGGAUGAUAAAGAGGCGGCGACUGUCAGUUGUCAGUUGUCAGUUGUCCGCCGAAGAGAAACCGCGACAAAGAAACAGUGGGGCCUGCCAACCCAAACAGGCAAAGCGAUGGCAUGCCUCAGGCCGGGAAGCGACCCACGCGUUUCAGGGGCUCAAAAUAGCCAGCAUCAAUGAUAAAUGAAAAAUAAGAAUAGUAUCUCGAACAACCGUUCAUUGUUGUUGAAGCGGUGCCCACGACGCCAGCAAUUGUCCUUCAUUGUCAAUCAACGCUUUCACCCCCAUCAUGGCAUUUAAAGACUCGUUCGAGUCCCUAUGGGCGGCCUCGAGCGUCCAUUACGACAACGCGCUCCAAUUCCUCAAAACUCUCGCCGACCAAAAUAGUACCGCAGUCACCACGGAAAACACCACGCUAGUCGAGAGCCAGAUUGGCCGGUCCAAUCUCCCCGAAUUGUCUACCAUGCCAUUCUCGAUCGACCUCCAAACGGUCUUUUCCUUUCUCUUUGUGGCGGUUCUCCUCGUGGCCGCAUAUGCCUUCACCAACCGCUGCCUCCCUGCCCGCGAUCAUGAGAGACGCUUUCGCCUCCUGUUCUUCUGGCACUUGAUUGAUGCACUCGUUCAUUUCACUAUGGAGGGAACCUUCCUCUUCCACUGCUUUUUCAGCUACGCCGCCAUCUCCCCCAGCCAGAACCGCGAGCCCGUCUUCCUAGGCGACAAGGACCACGUCUACGGCGCCACAUACUCCACCUGGCCGUCUGCCCAGUUAUGGCAAGAAUACGCCAAGGCAGAUAGCCGCUGGGGCGGCGCCGAUGCAAACAUCAUUUCCCUUGAAUUAAUCACCGUCCUGUUUGGCGGCACCGCUGCGGCGAUCAUCUGCACCUGGAUCUACCAGGUCUCCACCGGACGCUCGAGCAAGGGCAGUGUGGGCGAGAAGAGGGGAAAGAUGUGGUUUACUAUGAUUGCGUUGGCGACGGCCGAGCUGUACGGCGGUAUCAUGACGUUUAUGCCGGAGUGGUUGACUGGCAGUCAGUCGUUGUCGGGAAAUUGGUUUCAUGUUGUGGUUUAUCUGGCCUUCUUCAAUCUGGUUUGGGUGUUCAUCCCUGCGUGGGUGUUGUAUGAGGCAUGGAAAGAGUGCACGACUGUCUUUUACAGACAUGGGAAAGACUCCAGCUCAAGGAAGAUGACUGGUAAAUGACUAGAUGAACAGAAUGUUCGUACUGAUGAUAUGGCGACGCGGAGAGCUCCAGGAUUCUUUGUAUAAGACAUGUCCGGUUGGGAGGUGCAGGCGGUAAUAGCUGGGAUCGGAUGGAUGACUAGAAAAUUUCUUUUCAUUUUUGUAUUGAUAUGAUUUGGUUAGCGAAGCCAUUUGUUCUAAUAUAGCCUGUUCAUAUCGAAUUAUCC
Aspergillus sclerotioniger CBS 115572 is the source of this 1490-nucleotide messenger RNA. Its product is annotated as EXPERA domain-containing protein. Gene Ontology annotation, biological process: sterol metabolic process. NCBI's taxonomy places the organism in Eukaryota, Fungi, Ascomycota, Eurotiomycetes, Eurotiales, Aspergillaceae. The record is from RefSeq and is a predicted model, not a curated record. Gene Ontology annotation, cellular component: endoplasmic reticulum; membrane. Gene Ontology annotation, molecular function: cholestenol delta-isomerase activity. The transcript has a single exon. Bases 376 to 1284 code for a protein of 302 amino acids.